GCUACUUAAGUUGCGGCUCGGAUCCACAAGAGACACACAGCGGGGAGCGGCCAUCAGAGAAACACCAUGAAAGUGCAACUGACUUUGCUAGCGAUAUGCAUUUACCUAUGCGCUGCUACAGCUGUGGAUCUGGACUCCAUCCAUGAGAUACGCGGCGAGGUGGAGGAGCUAAUCAAAGGUACGGAAGAGCUGAACCAUGGACUGCAGAAAGUGAAGGACGUGCAGAAGGGCAUUGAAGAGAAGUUCAAGCAUCAGCGCGACGAGAUCGAGCUCAUUGCUGGAUUGGAGGUUGCCAUAGCCAAGCUGGAAUCGAACGUUCAAAGCAGCAUCCAAGCCACGACCUCCGGAGUCGGAAAUUUGACAGCCAUCGUUAACGCAAUCCAGGGUCAGAAUGAAAACUCUAUUAGGAAUCCCACCAAGGUGGAGCUAGAGAUCAGGAGAGCCCUGGGCCAAGUGGCUGCCAAUCAGAACAAAUACGAGCAGAACCUAAAUGAGGUGGCCUCAUCCGUCAACUCGCAUCUGGCGGAGAUUCAGCAGCUGCUAUCGCAGGCCGUCAUAGGGGAACUCAUCGGCUUGGACAACAAGGCGAAGGUCCUCCAGGAUCAACAGCGCAACAUCGUGGGUCAAGUGGGAUAUCUAGGCGAACUUAAGGCUCUGGCAGAUCGUGCCAAUCGUAAAGUCAAUCAAUUGGAGUGGGGUCUGGUCAUUCUCAACCGCACUCAGUCCGAGAGCCUCAACAGCAUCGAGCACACUGUCCAUGGAGUGCAGGUGGCCACCUCCCAGGUCGAUCAUAAACUUGCUGCCCUACUGAACAAUCAGAAGAACAUUGAAAGGUCGCUGGAUGGCUGCAAGCACAAAAACCAGCCACACCAGAAGCCCCACAAGAUCUGGACUCACCCGGAACACGCACAAAUUUACAAGCCAAAACCAGAGGGCAAUCAAGGAUACGAGAGCGGCUAUGCCUCCCAAGAAGAGGCUGAAUCCCUAUACCAACUCUGGUAUGGAAAGGGCCAGUAG
Molecule: messenger RNA, 1017 nt
Organism: Drosophila sechellia
Lineage: Eukaryota; Metazoa; Arthropoda; Insecta; Diptera; Drosophilidae
Exons: 2
Coding region: 67-1017 (316 amino acids)
Source: RefSeq, a predicted model, not a curated record